Molecule: messenger RNA, 4929 nt
Organism: Brugia pahangi
Lineage: Eukaryota; Metazoa; Nematoda; Chromadorea; Rhabditida; Onchocercidae
Source: the annotation of a GenBank genome assembly
AUGAUCAUUGUUGUAUUCACAGCUGCUUUAUUAUUUCUGUUUACUGUACAAGGAGAAAUUGAUCUCGUUGAUAGCAACAACAAUAAUGUCCAUCUUCAAUUGCAAGAAUUACGUCUUGGACAAUUAAAUGUUUGUCCACACGAAGAGAUUGAAACAGUAACAGUACGUGAACCAUGCGUUCAUGCUUAUACGAAAUAUAUUAGAAGUCGAAAACCAGGCUGUAAUGGACAAUUCCGCUCGUGUUCAGUUCGAGAACCAAAGACAGUAUAUUAUCGUACAUAUAAAAAUGUCACACGAACAAGAAGACAUACAACAGCACAGUGUUGCACAGGUUGGAUUCAGGUACCCGGUAAAGAAGGUUGUCAACGAGCAAGUUGUACACCAGAAUUAUGUCAUAAUGGUGGCACUUGUCAACCGUCAACAUCGGACAAGAGUGAGGAAAUUUGUCGCUGUUUACCUGGAUUUCAAGGUGCUCGAUGCCAGUAUGAUAUAAACGAAUGCUUAGUGGAAAAUGGUGGUUGCCCACAUGAUUGCGUCAAUACGAUCGGUACAUUCUACUGUCGUUGUUUUGCCGGAUAUCAGCUUGAUAGCGAUCACAAAAAAUGCAUUGAUGUUGAUGAGUGUCAGUUUGAAAACGGUGGUUGCGAAUUUCGAUGUCUGAAUACGGAAGGUGGAUAUCGUUGUGAGUGUCCGCCAAGAAUGCAACUUCAUUCAAAUGGUCGUCGAUGCGUCCGUGAAAACAUUUGCGCAACAGAUAAUGGUGGAUGUGAGCACAUUUGCGAAGAAAGACAUGGACGAUUUCAUCGAUGCAAGUGUCGUCAAGGGUUCAAACUAGCUAACGACAAGCGGCGAUGUCAUCCGAUUGAUCCUUGCGCGAUAAAUCGUGGUGGUUGCGAGCAACACUGUGUGAAUGAUAACGGAAGAGCCGUAUGUCAAUGUUAUCAUGGUCUCAGGAUUGGACCGGAUCAGAAAUCAUGCGUUGAUAUCGAUGAAUGCGCAACAACAAAAAAUUCAGAAUGCCAGCAUGAAUGUGUUAAUGUUUAUGGAACAUACAGGUGUCGUUGUCGCCCUGGAUAUCGACUACUACCAGAUGGACGCCAUUGCAAACCAAUAAUUGAUCCGUGUCAGGAUAAAAAUGGAGGUUGUGAGCAAAUUUGUGAAAGUAAUGAAGAUGGUAGUCUGAAAUGCUCUUGUAAAUCCGGUUAUCAACUUAUCAGCGAUGAUAAAUCAUGCUCUGAUAUUGAUGAAUGCACCGACAAUAACGGUGGCUGCAAGCAACUUUGCAUUAACUUACCUGGUAGCUAUCAAUGUUCUUGCAAAACUGGUUUCCUAUUAAUUUACGAUGGCAAAACUUGUGAAGAUAUUAAUGAAUGUAUUGCAAAUAAUGCUGGUUGUGAGCAUACCUGUAUUAAUGAAGAAGGUGGAUAUGCAUGUACCUGUGAAGUUGGCUAUAAUUUAGCAUCUGACAACCAUUCCUGCUAUGAUAUUAAUGAAUGUUUAUCAAAUAACGGUGACUGUAGUCAAUUGUGCAAGAAUGAGGAAGGCAGUUACCAUUGCAAAUGCUUUCGUGGUUUCAGUCUUGCAGAAGAUGGCAAAACAUGCAUUGAACACAAUGAUAUGAUGUUUCGUCAACAAGAACACUCGGAAAUUUCAAUAGAAGAUGAAAGCAUACCGCAGGAUCUUCCUAAAUUGUCACAUUUUGGUGCUAUACGUAUGCUCCACAGUCUUCCUACCGCUUGCGAAUAUGGACGAUUUGGAAAAGAUUGUCGUUAUCGAUGCGUUGAUUGUAAAAAUGGAGGAAAAUGUCGUCGUGAUAAGAGUGGUUGUGAAUGUGCUUCCGGAUAUACCGGUGUAGUUUGUGAGGAUCAAUGUGCAGAAGGUACAUGGGGAUUGGGUUGUAAAAAAGCAUGCGAAUGUAAUGGACAAAUUUGCAAUCAUAUUACCGGUGAAUGCGAUUGUCCGGAUGGUGCCGAAUGUGACGAUAGUUGUCCGGCUGGCUUCUAUGGACCUUCGUGCAAUUUACCGUGUCAGAUGACCUGUAACAGUGGACGAUGUGACAGGAAAUAUGGGUAUUGCUCUUGUCCAAGUGGUUAUUAUGGUGAAAAAUGCGAUCAGAUUUGUCCACGAUUCAGUUAUGGUCGUAAUUGUCGCCAUGUUUGCAACUGCGAGAAAGAAUACUCAGAAGGUUGUGAACCAAAGACUGGAAAAUGCAUUUGCAAAAGUGGUUUCUACGGUCCAUUCUGUAAACGACGUUGUCCGGUUGGUCUCUACGGACAAUCCUGUACCAAAAAGUGCAGAUGCGCUGAAAAUCAGGAAUGUGAUUCUACUACUGGCGACUGUCUCAAAAAAUGUCGUCCAGGAUAUACCGGUGAUCAAUGCCAAACACCUUGUCCUGCCGGUAUGUACGGAUAUAACUGUACUCAGAAAUGUGCAUGCGAAACAGGUACAUCUCAAGUAUGUCAUCAUGUCACCGGAACAUGUGCAUGCCGACCUGGUUAUUACGGUGUAUUGUGUGAUAAGAUGUGUCCUAGUGGCUUAUACGGUCCCAACUGUCAACAUGAAUGUUCCUGUAAAAAUAAUGGUACCUGUAAUAGCAAAGAUGGUUCAUGCAUCUGUCCAGCAGGAUAUUAUGGUGCCACUUGUAGUGAAGUUUGUCCAAGCAAUCAUUUUGGUCUAAAUUGUAUGCAACUUUGUGACUGUCAUAAUGGCGCUGAUUGCGAUCCUUCAAAUGGUUUAUGCAAAUGUUUGACCGGUUGGAGUGGUCAGAAAUGCGAUAUACCAUGUCCGGAAGGAUAUUUUGGUAUUAAUUGCAACGAGCGAUGUAAUUGCGAACAAGGAGUGCAAUGUGAUCCAACUGAUGGGGAAUGUACUUGCCCGCCGGGAUAUCACGGGAAAAACUGUAAGCAACAAUGUGAGGAAGGUUAUUUUGGUAAUCGCUGUAAAGGUAUUUGUGUUUGUCGAAAUGAUGCCACUUGUGAUCCAAUCAAUGGUGUUUGCACUUGCAAGCCUGGUUGGCGUGGCCAGUACUGUGAUAGGCCAUGUCCUGAUGGACGAUACGGUGCUGGUUGUAGAAAGAUCUGCGAUUGCUCUUCAUCAUUUACUUCAGAGAAUACUGAAAUAACACCAUUUACCUUGAAAUGCCAUCCAGUAACCGGAGAAUGCCUUUGUGCUGAGGGUUGGACUGGGUCUAAUUGUCGAACGCCGUGUCCUUCAAACAGAUGGGGCAUUGGUUGUAAUGAGGAGUGUCGGUGCAUGAACAAUGGAAUUUGUGAUCGAUUUACAGGGAAUUGUGAUUGUCCAGCGGGAUUUAUGGGACCAAACUGCGAAGAAGAAUGUCCAUCCGAUCACUAUGGACCCAAUUGUAACAAUCAUUGUCUUUGCAUGCACAAUGGUACUUGCGACCCUAAGAAUGGUACCUGCAAAUGUGCAGCGGGUUGGACCGGACCUGCAUGUGAAUUUACGUGUCCAUUUGAACGGUAUGGAAUAAAUUGUGAGCAAACAUGUAAUUGUAUGCGAGGUGCAAGUUGCAAUCGUACAGAUGGUACUUGUCAAUGUUUACCUGGUUCCAUUGGUGAAAGAUGUGAGCGCAUUUGUCCUCAUGGUUUGUUUGGUGAACAUUGCGAAGAAUUAUGCUUGUGUGAAAAUGGUGCAAGUUGUGAUCCAAUCAGUGGUCACUGUCACUGUGCUCCUGGUUGGCGUGGACGCAAAUGCAAUCGACCAUGCCUUAAAGGCUAUUAUGGAAAGCAUUGUGCCUUAGCUUGUCGAUGUCCGAAUCAGAAACCAUGCAAUCAUAUCACCGGUCGCUGUCAUUGUCCCAACGGUUACACCGGUCAUUCCUGCACUGAACUUUGUCCUCUUGGAACAUUCGGCGAGAACUGUGCACAGCAGUGUGAAUGUGCGCCAAAUGCGAACUGUGAUCCAAUCACUGGGAAGUGUUUCUGUAAGCCAGGAUAUGCAGGAUGUAUUCAAGGACGAUAUGGUAUAAAUUGUGAUGGUAUUUGUCAGUGUAUGAACGGUGGUACUUGUGAUAAGACAACUGGACAGUGUAUUUGUCCACCAGGUUUUGUUGGUACCAAGUGUGAAGUGCCUUGUCCAGCAAAUCGGUUUGGUGAAAAGUGUGAAAAACUGUGUCAGUGUGAGAAUGGUGGUACUUGUGAUCGUGUAACAGGUCAAUGUCGUUGUGGAACUGGUUUUACCGGCUUACGAUGUCAACAGGUAUGCUCCGAAGGACGUUUCGGACCUGGAUGUCGUGAAAAAUGCCGGUGUGCUAAUCAGGCGCAUUGUGAUCCAGUGACGGGCGCUUGCAGAUGUUCGUUAGGGUACACCGGUACUACCUGUGAUCAACCCUGUCCAGAUGGUAAGUAUGGACCAAAUUGUACGUUAGACUGUGAAUGUCAUGGCAGUGUCAAAUGUGACCCUGUACAAGGUUGCUGUGAUUGUCCGUCAGGUCGUUAUGGUACUCGCUGCCAGUACACAUGUCCAGCUGGAUUCUAUGGUUGGUAUUGUAGUCAGAGUUGUAAUUGUCAGAAUGGUGCGACAUGUGAUCCUAGUGAUGGUCAGUGUCGCUGUCCUUCAGGAUAUUUUGGCAAGCAGUGUGAACGUUCCUGUACCAAUAAUACCUACGGUCCACACUGUCAACUAUUUUGUGAUUGUGGCGAAUUUCAAUGUGAUCCAAAAACUGGAAAAUGUGACUGCCCUUUAGGCUUGCAUGGUGCUAAAUGUAAACAGGUAUGUCGACCAGGACGUUACGGAAAAAAUUGUGAAUAUCGAUGUGAAUGUUACAAUGGUGCAACAUGUGAUCGGGUUACCGGUCAGUGUACCUGUGCACCAGGAUAUCUUGGCUCAACUUGUCAGCAGGAACAGUUUGACAUGGAAAGUAUUGCAAAACGUGGCGAUCUUCCGGAAUAUGAUUUCCGUAGGAAGCGGUAG